This is a messenger RNA of Durio zibethinus, 1440 nucleotides long. RefSeq lists its product as uncharacterized. NCBI's taxonomy places the organism in Eukaryota, Viridiplantae, Streptophyta, Magnoliopsida, Malvales, Malvaceae. The record is from RefSeq and is a predicted model, not a curated record.
GUAAAAGCAAAAGAAGAAAUAAAAAUAGAGAUGGGAAGGGCUCCUUGUUGUUCUAAAGUUGGGUUGCAUAGAGGUCCAUGGACUUCUAGAGAAGACACAUUACUUAUCAAGUACAUUCAAGCUCAUGGAGAAGGUCACUGGAGAUCUCUCCCUAAGAAAGCUGGGCUACUUAGGUGUGGAAAGAGUUGCAGGCUGAGAUGGAUGAACUAUCUAAGACCAGAUAUUAAGAGAGGGAAUAUAACUCCGGAUGAGGAUGAUCUUAUCAUCAGAUUACAUUCCCUUCUCGGCAAUCGCUGGUCUCUCAUUGCCGGAAGGCUUCCUGGUCGAACCGAUAACGAGAUCAAAAAUUACUGGAACACCCAUCUUAGCAAAAGACUUCUAAGCGAAGGAACUGACCCUAACACCCACAAGAAACUAUCAGACCCAAUAGUUCAACAAGUGAAGAAGAGAAAAAACAGCAUUAACAAGAAGCAGAACAACAAGAUCAGCAAAGCAAAAGUAGUUCAUGAGCCAGAAAUGCCCAAAAUCCAUCUCCCAAAACCAAUUAGGGUUACAACUUCUUUCUCUUUACCAAGAAAUGACAGCUUUGACCAAUGUACUAAUACAUUUAGCACAGUGUCUUCUAGCCAAGGAGGUGAGGGAGGCUUAGGUACAGAAGUUGUACAAGUCCCUUGGUCAGAAUACAUCAACGAUGAUGAAAACGGGACUGGCUUUCUUGCGGCUUAUAAUGAUGAUCAUGAUUUUGUUAACCGCUCAGAUUUCGAUUGCCAAUCUCAUGUACCAGCAACUGAAGAUGAUGAUAAUUCUCUAGAGAAGCUCUACGAAGAGUAUCUGCAGCUUCUGAAGACAAACGAAGAUCAAGUGCAGUUGGAUUCUUUUGCUGAAUCAUUACUGAUCUGAUAGAGAAAGAAGAAAAACAAAAGUGGCAUAUUAUAUGUUCUUACGAUCAAUUAUAUAUGUGUGUGCAUGUCAAAUGGUUUUGAGGUUAAUUUUCUCCCAAUAAAGCUGGUUGAAGUUGAAUCUUAGCUUUCAGGUGCUUACCUUCUAGCCACAUAAGUACUUAGAAGCAAAAACUAAAAAGGGCACAUAUCAUGUAUUUAUAUAUAUAAUAACUAUAUAUAUUAAUCUGUAAUAUAUAUGUGGGGUAGAAGUAUAUGAAUAUAUAGAGAUUUUUAAAUGAGAACAGAGAAUUUGCAUGGCAAUAAAUGAACUGACGAAGCCAAAGUUUAAACUUAUUAAAACUGGAAUUCAAAUAUCGUCAAGGCACUUCCCAAAAUCUGUGUCCGGUUCUAUAGUCCAUUGAUUGGAGAGGCUCUGCCUUGGUCGUCCGUAAUGGUUACAAGUCUCAAUAAAUUAGGGAAUUGGCCGGAAAUUAAGAAAUAAUAAAACCGAUCAACUGGUCAAAAGUAAUGUGGACAAUACACUACUGAUGCACUCUAU